Nylanderia fulva is the source of this 1481-nucleotide messenger RNA. Lineage: Eukaryota; Metazoa; Arthropoda; Insecta; Hymenoptera; Formicidae. The record is from RefSeq and is a predicted model, not a curated record.
CUGAGUUUGUCAUCCAUCAUUACAGGUUAUUAUUACACGUUCAACGUUUUGCAAUGCAUUUUUAAAGUAUCUUUACUGUGUAAUCUCUUUGUAAUAUAUAUACACUGCGAUUAGUUUAAUUAAUUAAAUAUAUAUAUAUAUAUCUAUAUAUAUAAAACGUAGUCAUGACGGAGCAAUGGAAGCUGGAUCAUCGCGACAAGAAGAAAAUCAGGGAAGUGAAAAAGAAAGCUCGACCAGAGCUUGCCGAUAAAGCUGCAUGGACCCAGCAAAAUUAUAGCAAGAAUUUUCAAAAAUUUCGGGAAUUUGAGGACAAUGCCGAACGAAUUGAUGAAUCCGGCGUGACUACGGAAGAUUUCAUAGAAAAAUACGAAAAACCUUACAAGCCUGUGAUAAUACGAGGUGUUCAAAUUGGCUGGAGAGCCCAGCACAAGUGGACUAUAGAGAAGUUAGCAAAGAAAUAUCGAAAUCAAAAGUUUAAGUGUGGAGAGGACAAUGAGGGAUACAGUGUAAAAAUGAAGAUGAAGUAUUACGUUCGUUACAUGUUUAAUAACGAAGAUGAUUCCCCCUUAUAUAUUUUCGACAGUUCGUUCGGCGAACAUCCAAGGCGAAAGAGAUUGUUGGAUGAUUACAUAAUUCCUAAAUAUUUCCGAGAUGAUCUUUUUCAUUAUGCUGGAGAACACCGUAGACCGCCAUAUCGUUGGUUCGUCAUGGGUCCUGCAAGAUCUGGUACAGGAAUACAUAUAGAUCCGUUGGGUACCAGUGCCUGGAACGCAUUAAUUUCCGGUCAUAAACGUUGGUGCCUAUUUCCUACGCAUACUCCUCGCGAGCUGUUGAAGAUAACCGCGGCCGAGGGUGGUAAACAGAGGGACGAAGCUAUCACAUGGUUUUCUAUCGUCUAUCCCCGCACAAAGCUGCCGUCGUGGCCGAACGAUUGCCGCCCGAUCGAGAUUCUACAGGUUCCCGGCGAGACCGUUUUCAUUCCCGGUGGUUGGUGGCACAUUGUCUUAAAUCUCGAUGAAACUAUAGCGGUGACGCAGAAUUUCUGUUCGCGCACCAACUUCCCGGUAGUUUGGCACAAAACGGUUCGAGGACGGCCAAAAUUGUCGCGGAAAUGGUUAGAGGUCCUCUACGAUAAGGAACCUGAAUUGGCAACAUUAGCGGAGACCAUAGAUGUAAAGAUGGACACCGGAGUCGCCAGUGAUUCCUCGAGUGGGUCUUCGAGCAGUUCGUCGAGUAGUACUAGCAGUAGUCAAUCCGAGGAUAGCGAGGACGAUAGUGGUCAAGAGUCACUCACCGCGCAUAAGAAGAAAAAGAGAAGAAAAUUGAAUAACAGCCAACCCUGACAAUAUCCAGUAUUUGGAACCUACAGAGACCUCAGACUGUACAGUAUUAACCGACAAUUAUUGUUUGUACUAAGAAUAAAUAUUCUAAUUAUUAUGAUUACGAUUAUAUCUUUACGUUCAUAAUAAAAUAAAUAUUAG